Molecule: messenger RNA, 5444 nt
Organism: Spirodela intermedia
Lineage: Eukaryota; Viridiplantae; Streptophyta; Magnoliopsida; Alismatales; Araceae
Source: the annotation of a GenBank genome assembly
AUGGACGCGCACGAGCCGCUGAUGACUUCGUCCAUGUUUCUUGAAGGGUACUGCGAGGUCUCUCUUACCCUCGACUCGACGGGGCUGUCCUGGGCACCGGUCGUUUCCCAUGUAAAAGUAAGUUCCGAAACUGGAAGGUUUACAUCAGAAGAAAUUUCAAAGGAAGAAUCAGUUUAAAACUUGAUCCCGUCUCCUUUGUGCACAUGAACUGUGGCUUAAGUUUACUCCUGAUUGAAUCUGAUAUGUAUGCAAUUCAGUGAUCGGAAUGUGAAUCUAUCCCCUUUUUCUUCUACCCAUCCAUUGGGGCUUCAUUGCUUCUCAGUGUGGGUUGAUAUCCCGUACAAUCUUGUCAUGAGACAGUUCCCGAAUUUUUAAUCCUCAAUUUUAAUGCUGCACAGUAGCUUUGGGAGAUGAAAGCUUUCUUUUCACAACACGGAUCUUGAAAGUGAUGUCUAGUCCAGUGGCAUUCAUCUACGAUAUGGGGAUUAUUAUCAGGCAAUAAGAAUAUAUACCCGGUGAAAGUGCCUUUUAUUUGGCACCGUAAACUGUAUAAAUUUCGUGACCGGAUUGACUGAUCUGUGCUUAGAUGGUUAGUUCCAUGAACCGGCCGAGUUCACAGGAUAGCAUCCGACUCCGAAAUUGCACUAAAAUCCGGAUGAAUAGUCUUUUAGCUGGUCUGUUGUCUAGACUCGUAGAUUACGCAUUCAGAAUAGGUCGUGUGUCGGGAGAAUGUGGUCAAGGACAUUGGAAGAAAUGAUGCUACAUUUUUCUCCCUUGAUGUCAUGCCCAUUCAUUUCAUCUUGUCCCCAUGAUGCGAAUUUUUUUUUCUCUUUUUUUUGCUUUUCUGUUUCAUGCCGCUUCUAAAUGAAUACGUUCUCAUUGAUAAAAAAAAAAAAAUCUUCAGAGGAAAGGAAAACUAGACUACUGGAGUUUGUUUUCCAUCUGAUUCUCGACUACAUAUGUCACGUAUUUCAGCGACAAAGAUUAUUUUAUGCCCAUGCCCUUUAGGAUGUCACGGAAUGCUUUCAGCGAUGCACAACUCUCUGGCAUUUGGUUUGAAGAUGAAAUUAACAUAGAUGCCAUAACCAAGUCUUAUUAUAUGUUGUGUUUAUCCAAGUUGAAUAAGGCUUUUAAUGUUGGUUUUCUUUUGUGAGCUGACAGAAAUUAGAGACAUGCUAUGGGAUUAAAUCUUCGUCAAAGUCUGAAAGUAGGAUAGGAUUCUCGGAUGUCUAUGCUGUUGAGUGCGUGGAUCGAGGGUCAUUUCACGUUCUCAUUCGCAAAAUCGGUGCACCGCGUCCAUGCUGUAUGACUGAGGUUUUAAACUAUGGCCAUCUCAUACCUAUUCUUUUAUCUGUGUAGCUCAGUAUUUUUUGUUCUUCUGCGAACUUUUAUGGGUAAUAUUUUUCCAAAAGAAGCAAACCUUGGAAUGCUGGCUGAUUUCCUUUUCUCCCUCACGAAGAUGCACCGUUUUGUGGUGCAUGGCUUUGAAAGGUCGAGAACGUGCAGGUGUACAUGGGUUCUCUCAUCAUACACGUUUGGGAACAAGGAUCCACAGGCAUGUCGUACGUGGAUUGAAGAAAUUAACAGCCGCAUUAGCAUUGAGAUGAGCCGGCCAAAAAAUCUUUGGGUAUGUAAUACUCUCUUUCAUACAAGCCACAUCGAAAAAAAUUACUUCCCUGACUCCACUUAAUUUCUCUUGGCUCAGGUAUUUGUUCAUCCAUCUAGUGGCAGGGGCAAUGGUUGGAGAACUUGGCAGACUGUCGAACCUGUAUUUUCUCGUGCCAAAGUGAAGACAAAGGUGUACCCUUCUCAAGCUUGGGGAGUAAAUAGAUGUGUCUUUUAGAAGAGACAGAAAUAAAUCUACUUAAUUAAAUGUUUCAGAUAUUUGUAUUCUGUGUUUGACUCCUUCAUUGAGAGCUAAUUAAGGUAUGUGCCUGGCAGGUAACUGUGACAGAGAGGGCAGGGCAUGCAUUUGAUCUGAUUGUCUCUGUUGCAGACGAGGAACUGAGUGCAUUUGAUGGUGUUGUUGCUGUGGUAUGUCACUAGAGACUACAGCGUUUCUUUCUUUCUUUCUUUCUUUCUCUAGACUUGCAUUUUGGUUAAUUUUUCCAUGCUAAAGCUUAAAUCUGCUACAUACAAUCUCCCUGAUGAACGUACAAUUUUCCUCACUGCUUCAGUAUUUUACUGUUGCGACUGUAGGGUGGUGACGGCUUCUUCAAUGAAAUCCUUAAUGGACUUCUUUUCUCAAGACACAAGGCUCCUUCCCCCCCUGUACCCGUAGAAUUUGCAAACUAUUUUGGGAAUGAUGGUGAAGUUGAACGAUUCAGAUUGAACAAUGACUCUAAAACCAGAGCUUAUGCUUCUGAUUUUAAUGCUAGUGUUAGUCAGCCUGAGGCAUCCUUCACAAAUGAAGAUGAUCCUCUUCUUUCAACAUCAGAAUCCUCAGGUCAAGCAUUUUCAGACUUCAGUACGCAUCAGGCAAUCCUUAUUCUAGGGUACGCACGCCUGGAAUUCACUAGGCAUUUAGGUGAAACUCAACAUGCUUAUUUUGUAUCGCAGGAAAGGAAGAUGGAGCACAUCGCACUGGUGAGUUUGCUCAAUACAACGUCGAAAUGAACGUAACUUUUUUCUUCACUGAAUAAAGUUAUGGCUGCAGCACGUAUGGCAGGUUGUCAGUUAAACGUAUUCAUGUGUCUCUCUGGACUAAUCUUGUAUAUUUUGUUCUGAAAAUGUUUCAGGUCAAGAUCUUUCAUCCUUCUUCCCCAAUGAAUGGUUUAGACUCGGAAUCAUUCCUUCAGGCUCGACGGAUGCCAUUGUGGUCAGGUAACUCCUUUGGUGGCGGUAUAGGCUGUUGACUGCAUCCGAGCAGUUUCUUUUUCUUUCUUUUGAGGGACAAUGCCUUAGCAAAGGAUCUGAGGAUUAACCAGGAAGUUAAACGAGGCAGAUGCAUGAUUUGACAUCAAUUCGGUUAUCAUCAAACUCCUAUUUCGUACCUGAAAUUUUGAAAUCUUCUGGUAUUUGACUUGUUCUUCGAAAUGUUCACAAAUAUCAUCCUUUGUUGUCUUUAUGUCUCAGUUAAUUUUUCUUUCCCUGUUCAUCUUCUUUGUUCCCUGAAAAUAGGCCGUGACAUUUUGCAGUACCACAGGUUCACGAGAUCCCAUAACAUCUGCAUUGCACAUAGUUCUUGGUAAGAGGGUGCGUCUUGACAUUGCUCAGGUGGUGAGACAGGAUGCUGGUUCUUCGUCAUUUACACGUUAUGCUGCUUCUUUUGCAGGGUAACUUCUUACUGGUUGCUCUUAUUAUACGAACGUUAUAAAAUUAUCUGGCGUCCAGUAAAUCAUGGUCGUAUUAUGAAUACUAAGUAGCUUUUUGUUUCAUUCUCAGAUGCAAGGAUUCAGUUUUACACAGCCUGUUCAUUCUUCCUUCGUCUGUGAAAACGAGCACUUUAAUUUUUAAGCUAAAAUUAUGCAAAAUCCUUGUCCUUCAAAUCAACUAUUCUUCAGAUUCUUUCCGCAAUAAUUGAAAUGUGUUUUACCCUAUGAAUCCUAGUCAUUAAGAGGCACGGUUAUUGCUUAUAGGAAGUGAAAAUUCUGGUUUGUUGUCAACCUUGGUUGUUUAUUUGAGUAAUAAUAACCCAGUGAUAAUAUAAAGAUGUGGGAGGAAAAAAAAACUACUCAAGGGACUGAGAUGAAGUUUAUAGACAGGAGGCACCAAAAGCUUUAAAUCGAACUAGCCAUAUUUAGUGUUGGCCAUUGAGGAAAUGUCGUCAACUAGUGAAAUCAUGCCUUCCACUGAGACACGAUCUAGGAGAUGGAAAGCGUGUUUCCACUAUGACGUAAUCUUGAAUGCGUGUUUCUUUGAUUCUGCCACCUUUUUAAUUCACGGAAUCUUUUCACUCGCCUCCCAAUAAGUUUUAGCACAUGACUACAAUAAAAACUCAGUCAACUAGUUUUCUCCUGCUUUAGUCCUUGAAAAAUCUUUAAAAAUGUAAGAAUCCAUGUAUAAAUCCCUAAUUACUCCAAGGUUCUGUCGUUCUUAACAGAAACCCUGCUCCAACCGAUCAAAGGAAUGCCAUUGGCCACUCAUUCUUAUUCAGUUAAAAGUUACCGUUGUUCAAACCACGCUAUCGAGAUUUCCAGAUUAUGCGGCGGACUUUGUUUCCCCUAAAUAAUCUAUCCUACUUGAAUCUCCACAGUUACGGUUUUUAUGGAGACGUCAUGAAGGAGAGUGAAAAAUAUCGAUGGAUGGGCCCAAAACGGUAUGAUUACGCGGGAACAAGGGUGUUUCUGAAGCACAGGUAUCUUCUACCGGGCAUCUCACGCACAUAUUCAUCCAAAGCCUCGAUCGAUAUCCUGCCCUUUUUUGACUGCCGUCAUUUUUCUCUCCUUUGUUCACGUCAGGUCGUAUGAUGCAGCAAUUGCUUUUUUAGAGGAUGAAACAUUGAACUCAGCUGCUGGGACAGGUUUUCGGAACAGGGGGUCCCAAGACACAAGGAUUUCAAGCGAGAAAACGCCGAGAUCGAAAUGUUGUGUAGAUUGCGCCGUUUGCAGGGAAAGCACCCGCCCUGCAACUGCCCUAGUAAAUGGAGAUUCAGCUUUGAGGUGGUCCAGAUCAGAGGGGCGUUACCUCAGUGUUGGAGCGGCCGUGAUCUCCUGCCGCAAUGGAAGGGCCCCCGAUGGUUUGGUCGCCGAUGCCCACCUCGCGGAUGGUUUUCUGCAUCUUAUACUAAUUAAAGAUUGUCCCCGCCCGCGGUAUUUAUGGUAAGUCGUCGGAUACUUGCUCACAUCUCGCGCCGUCUUUCUCAACUGUCCUAUAUAUUCGUUCAUGUUCUCAACAGUUUUAUCCAUACUUUCCUAUCGCGUUUCAAAAUCUUUUACACGUUUAGAUCUGAAAAAAAAUAUUUUUUCCUGAAUCUCCAUUUCCUGUGCUGUUUAAUAUCGUGUGGUGGGUAUCGUUGAAAAAGAACAUCCUUUAUGAAGUCUGCUUGAAACUCGGCUGAACUCCGAGAUCAUAGUAAGACGAUGGAAACCUUUGUAAUUGAUAUCGGAAUCCGAUGAGUGCUCUGUAGCUUCAAAACCUUGUUAACCUAGGCGAAAGAACUGCUCUCUUCCACCUCGUCUGAGUCUUCACACGGCCCGUUCGUCUGCUUCUUCUUUAGGCACCUCACCAGGCUCGCGAGGAAGGGAGCGGACCCUCUCGGCUUCGAGUUUGUGGAGCACCACAAGGCAACUUUCCUGGCCUGUUCUUCGUUUUGCUGUCUCCAUCGUUUCCUCGUCCCAACUAACCCUUCUGUCGUGAUUAACAUACAGACCCGGGCGUUCACCUUUACUUCGUCGGGCGAGGAAAGCGUCUGGAAUCUGGAUGGGGAGCUCUUCCCGGCGCGGCGGCUCUCUGCGCAAGUCUUCCGAGGCCUCGUCAGCUUGUUCGCUGCCGGUCCUGAAUAG